Molecule: messenger RNA, 3131 nt
Organism: Exophiala mesophila
Lineage: Eukaryota; Fungi; Ascomycota; Eurotiomycetes; Chaetothyriales; Herpotrichiellaceae
Exons: 2
Coding region: 222-590 (122 amino acids)
Source: RefSeq, a predicted model, not a curated record
CUUACAGCUGCAAUAAUGACUGCUACCAUGAGCACCAUCUUCAACUCGUUGCGCCUGCCUUGAAAAUAAAGCUGACGACGCCUCGCCAACAAAAUAAAGAUGGGAGGGAAGGCAUAACCAAUUCAUCCAUCCAUUCCCACCCCUCGCACCUUCCCCAAAUAACAACCAGCCAGAACCCAAAAAAAAGUCCAAAUCAACCUCACUUCUCCCAGCCAUGAAUCAUGGCCAUCACACUCAUCAAAAUGGACCAAUGCGGACUGCUUUCUUCUAGCUCUAAUUCAAGCAUCCAGAUGAUGAUCCGUAAGGACAACCCGGUCGGUCCGUCCAGUCGUUAUCCUUCUCGUCAAGUCCACCGUCCCCACUCCGAGAUCUCGCGGGCCGUGGAUUUUGUUUCUAGAGCUCAGAUAGAACAUAAGACGACAGGAGACUCGGACAUUAUGCCGAUGUGCUGUUCAUGGGUGGAAUAUCCCUCAUGUUGCCAAAACUUAAUCGAUUCAUCCACUAUCUUCUCGCUCUGGCGACAUUUCUUCUUGAUUCCGAAUAUGAGCCGCACACUGACGACUAUACCAGAUUUGCAGUACUCAGCCUAACUUAAUGACAUUGUGGAAUGUACUCAAUUCGUACGCCGUACGUCUCUGGUAUCCAACGCUUCAAACGCCUCCUCAUUGUCAAAGUUGAUCGUUUUGAGGCAUAAUAUCCACAGCCAGAUCAUCAUCAGCGUCUCCACGUCUCUAACAUUUCCUACAUCGCCUGUCCAUGAUUGUUCAACAUAUGGCUGUUUCGCUGGGUAUCGACCUCCCCAGUUUCACCCCCUUCCAGACAUGGCAUUCUGGCCCUGUCCGAACAUGUUGGGAAACAUCUUCUGACUUUCCAACAGGCAACGAAUCCUCCUCAUGUUCUUUCGCAGCUCCCUGUGAGAUAUGAACCUUCAAAUAAGGAUCCAGAGAACUGCAGCGAAUUCUUGAUCUUCCGCAAAAGACCUCAGUCUGCUCCUAAUCAUGUAUCCUCUAGUCCGAGUCUUGGUCGAAAAUUUUGGAAAAGAGUUGGUCUUGUUCAAAGAGUCGUCUGACAACACACAUUUCAAGAUAGAAGCACGUUGUGCUUAUAUUGCGUCAAAAUCAAUAGCCUGUGGCGGCCUGACACUGGUGUGGUUUCCACGUUACGUGGAGAAACUGGUCGAUGGAUAAUUGGUCUGCAUUCCCAGACGCCAUCCUGCCUAGGGAAAAGAACCAUCAGAGCAACGAUCGUCUCCAUCGGAACAGGAAUUUUCAGCCUCGUCAUCUACGCUUGAACAACGAUCAAUCUGAACAUCUCCUGAGUCUUAUCAUGGAGGACGACGUCAAUAGCACCGGUCUGGCUUGGCAAACAAUUUCAUCCUCCAAUUUUGACUGGCAACAACCAGUCAGGACGACGAGUGAUCACACAUUGUCGAAAUGCUCUCCGAUAAAGGCGGGAAACUGGUCAGCCGGAGGAUAGAACGUGUUGGUGGCAACCCCCGAGACGUUCAUGUUGUGGUAGGUGUCAUAAGGGCCACCAAUCCCAUCGGACAUCUCCUCUACAUCAAGGUCCUCGGUAUUUUGCGUCGGUGUUGUGGACAUGGAUCCAUAAUCGAUGACCGAAUACAAUCGCUCGACUUCGUUUGGCGCGAAAUAAAGAGUCACGCACGAAGGAUCAAUGAGUGAACGAUAUGCUUUGGCCUCGGAGGCAAAUUGCAUCAAUGCGACUCCCUGAAGUCAUCAGUCAGAUUUGGGUCAUGCCCAGGAUCACAGGCAGACUUACCAUGCGCACCGAGUUCGCAAAGAUCUUUGCCUUUUCCUCGAGCAUUUUAAGGUUGGCUUGAAGCAUCUGUGCCGAUGACAAUGCAACUUCUGCGUCGUCUGAAUGCUGGAACAAUGCAUGCAGUGUGCCGCUAACCAACAUGGAAUAUCCAUAAAAUGAGGCCCCCAGAAUAUAGCCGGCCUUCUUCGCAUUCAUCAGAGUCUUGGUGAGUUCAGUGGCGUGAAAACGGCAACUUUCUAGCGCACGGGCCAAAAAGCUGGUCGGGAUCCUCGGAUGUGUCAUACUAAAUCUGCACCUGAGGAUAAUAGGGUGAUGCAAGACACAAUAACACAGCUGGUAAAUGACAUAUGCAAAGAUGGCUGAUUCCGAUAGAGGGGUAGAUACAGCCCCAUCCAGAGAUCCAGUGGCUUCGAGUUGUUCGUGAAUCGAUUGAUUAUUUUCAAACAUGGUCUCCAGUCGAGCCAGCUGGGUACAGAUUGCCGGGUACUGAGAGGUAUGGUCCCACGGCGGUUUCUGGAUCUCUUCUUUCGGUUUUUGGAGCAAGUACUCAGUAAUUUGACUGAGCACCGAGAUGACUACCACGGUCGCGGCAGGAGAAUCAACCAUGUACAAAGUAAAGUCUUCGGAUGACUUGAGCUGAUUCAAAGUUGGAACUAUUUCUUCUGUGGAUGCGUGAAAUGCAAAGUCGCUGCAGGGGAGGUGUAGACUGCAAUGUUGGUCGAGAAAGAGGGCAGGGCGACGUCUGCCACAAGUGCUCAUCUUGUCCAGACAAUAAAUGGACCAGAGAGUUCGACGACGUUCUUCCCGUGAUGCGGGUGCCAACUUCAUACUGGGUUCAUCCGUCAUCUGAAGUGACUGCGCCAGGCUGACGGCGGUUCCGAUUUUGAUCCAGGCGGUGCCAUGUUUACAUGCUGCCGCAGUUAGUCCUGACAUGUUUGAAGGAGCGGUAGUCUUACCGGUGAAAUCAAACAAAGCCAGGAGGGUCGCAGCCUGCACUAAACGGUAGGUCGGGUUCUGGUCGCUAUUGAAAGCAGCAGCGACUACCAAAGACCAGCCUCUGGCGGCAAGAUCCACCGCAAUGGCGCCUGUACUGUCGUAGGUCUUGGAGUAUCGAAGUGCGAUGCUGAGGACUGCAAGAAUCAAAUAGUCUGGCAGUAGUCCUCGGGAAAAUUGGGUUCGGAAUGUCGGUUCAUGAAAGAAGCAAUAUGGCUGGCUGUGGUAGUAGCGGAAGAAGUCGUUAAUGGCUGCUAGUUGAACAUCCAACGGAGGAAGAACUGCGCCUGGCGAUCUGUACAGGAGUGUGAGCAAUCCUUUCAAGACGUGCCUCUGCCAGAGGGCAGACUCAAUCCCUA